Molecule: messenger RNA, 1613 nt
Organism: Gaeumannomyces tritici R3-111a-1
Lineage: Eukaryota; Fungi; Ascomycota; Sordariomycetes; Magnaporthales; Magnaporthaceae
Exons: 2
Coding region: 199-1305 (368 amino acids)
Biological process (GO): pentose-phosphate shunt, non-oxidative branch; carbohydrate metabolic process
Cellular component (GO): intracellular anatomical structure
Molecular function (GO): transaldolase activity
Source: RefSeq, a predicted model, not a curated record
GACCAAAACAUUAACCCACUUGGGCGUGCCAGAUACCUAGACAGCUAUGCUGCCAGUGCUCCUCUUGGAAGCGAAUAUAUCUUUUCUUGUGAAUCUAUCCAUCUCCUCUCUCACCAUCAGCGACUACACCAGCGCCCUCACACCUGAUUGAAAGAACACCCCGUCACUAGGUAGCUGGGAACUCCUGAACCUCCCAAAAUGGCCGCCAAACAAGUAUCCUGCCUUGAGAAGCUGGAGGAGCUACUCGAUGUCGAUGUGGACUGCAUGGACCAUGACUUCAUCAAAUCAAUGCCCAUCAAGCCGCACGACCAAACCAGUAACCAAAAGUUUGUUGAUCUGGAGCUCGCCGACCCGGCGAACCGGGACCUGAUGGUACAAGUGGCAAAGGAGCUCAAGGGCGCGGACUGGCUGGCCAUCUACACCCGCGUGGCUGUGCUCUUGUGCAAGAAGAACAUCGACCUCAUCAGCGGCCGCGUCUUGCUCCAGACCUCUCCUGCCAGCGCCUACGACACCGAGGCCACGCUGGCGCACGCUCGCCUCUACGACCAAGAGUUUGCCAAGGCCGGGAUCCCCAGAGAGCGGUUUUGCAUCAAGAUCCCCAGCACGGGGCCGGCCUUGAACGCCGCCAAGAUCCUCCACGGCGAAGGGAUCGCGACCUUGGGAACGGCCCUUUUCAGCGUCGUGCAGGCAAUCGCGUGCAGCCAGGCCGACUGUCUGUCCAUCAGCCCCUACUACAACGAGAUCCACGCACACGACCCUGCCAAGAGGGACCAGGUCUGGCCCAAAACCACGGACCCGGUUUCCCAGCACCCCAUGACUCCCCGCCUGGUCCAGAUCCUCGACACCUACAGGCGCCUCUACAAGGAAACGGGCAAGAUGCAGCCGCUGCUGAAGAGCGCCAGCUUCAUCUCGGUCGAGGAGGCCAUGGCGUCGGGCGAGCUUGGCUGCCAAUCGGCGACUCUGCCCAAAGAAAUCCUCGAUGAUUUGGCCAAGACCCCGUACGACCCGGCCAAGCAGCCUGGCGAGGGAGUGCCCAAGCCCUCCCACGCAUACAGCGACCCCAAGCCGCUGCCCGAGCGGCUCCAGGCGCUGCUUGGCAAGGACCCACUGACGCAGGGGUUGUGGGACGGCAAGCUCCCAAGCACCGAGGUGGACUACCUCGCAAACGGCGGCGCGGAGCUCCAAAAGGCGAUCCAGGCGGACCCGGCCACCAAGAAGCGGCUGGACGACGCGCUCGAGUUUUUCAUCGACGCCGAGAAGCAGAGCAAGGCCCGCGUCGAGGCGGUUGUGGCGUCGCUGGCGUAAGAGUUUGAGCGUGGCGGUCAGAACAUGGCCACAAAAAUUGGCAGCAAAUCGGGGUCCUCGCAUAUGUUGCACCCAAUAAUUGCCUUACACGAGGAUAGAAACUAAAAUGGACCUCAGGCUUCUAUCUUGAGGGAUUUUCAUUACUCCGCUGUUCCCGCCUUCAGCAUAGAGAAAAAUGAAAUGCCAAGAGCAUAAAUGCGGAGUUGCCCAAUUGAGAAAUGGGCCGUGCACACUCACUCGCGUCGCAAAACCAACCUACGCCUUAGCUGCAGUGAAGCAGAAGCAGAUAUGACGUCAUCAUUUGCCCG